This is a messenger RNA of Alternaria arborescens, 1659 nucleotides long. RefSeq lists its product as hypothetical. The record is from RefSeq and is a predicted model, not a curated record. Bases 1 to 1659 code for a protein of 552 amino acids. Lineage: Eukaryota; Fungi; Ascomycota; Dothideomycetes; Pleosporales; Pleosporaceae. The transcript has 7 exons.
AUGUCAACCGCUCUGAUUCUAUCGACCCUGAUAGUCAUAUCCUUGACCUUCAGCUCGGUAGCUUUGAGCCUUCGCCAGCAUGAGGUUCCUGACGACCUCAUGGAGCGCGGCUUGAAUGCCAUAGGCAUCGAUGCGAAUACUACUAGAGUGAGAAACGUGAGAAUAUCCGGCUCUCAAUUUCGCACCAAGUCCAUGAUAACCACGAUAGCUUUGGAUGGAAUGGAUUCAACAGUUGUUCCAUAUGGUAAUCAGACAAUCACAUACUCCUAUGGAGAAGGCGGCUUGAAACAACGCAUUGAUAGAUUUGCUGGUUUGGGAACCCUUUGGGUGUUCGCACGACCAGCGCUUGAGCCUAUGGACUACUCCGUGGUAGUGCAAGAUGGCGAGGAUGGAUCCGCUGCCGUAAUCAGGGGUAGUUAUUCUCUGUUCGAGCCGUCAGGUGCUCCUGAAGGCUACUUAGACGGAUACCUCGCGGCGUACAUGAUUACUGACAGCCACAAGUGGGAUCCUCUUUUAGUUAGUAAGAUCUCGGCUGGUCAGUUCACUCUUAGUUCCGAAACAGUUGAAGGUGAUUUGCUUCUUCCAGCAGUCUUCGAUCUGUCCCUGAACAUAUCAGUCCUCUUCGAUCCUGACACUUACCUGCCCUUCGCUAUCCGCACAUACGAGGAUCAUCCCUUCUUCGGCCCUUCUACGAAUGAUUUGCGAGUGUACGACUAUAUCCGUGUCGAUGGACUGAUGAUACCCCGUCAUUUCAAGAUCAUAUACAAUAAUAAGCGCCUGAUUACCGACUUUCUUGCGGAUGAGGUAUCCGUCAACUCUGACGUCGAACCAUCAUUCUUUAACGUCUCGGCAGAACGUGGAAAUCUAAACAUCCCCGUUGUCGAUCCUGCGCUCACUGCCUAUAUCGGAGAGAAGUACGCAAAUUACCUAUGGUUUGGUCGAUUCAACUUCACAGCUAUGGAUUUCGACGCACAACAACCCUACACAGAUAUGCCAGGGGUGUGGGUGAUCCGAAUGCCUGGCGUCGCAAGUUAUCGACAGAUACUGCUCGAGACCGACAACUAUGUUGUUGUUCUAGAUGCUCCAAGUGAACAGGCGCUGGUCCUACUGGAAUGGGUUAGGAUCAAUAUUGGAAAGCCAGUGUCACAAAUCUGGCCUACACACCAUCAUCAUGAUCACGCCCUAGGUGUUCCAAGCUUUGUCGAGAUAGGAGCCGAGGUUGUCAUUCCUAAGAUGGCUCAGUCAUACUAUGCCAAUAUUCCUGGAGCUAAGUUCGCAACCUAUGAACGCGGUGCGCCUUACAUUGUUCAGACAAGCGAUUACAGGGCUACAUUCAUCCACGUUGAGGGUAGCAUUCAUGCUCAAGACCAUAGUGUCGCCGUGAUCAUGCCUGCCUGCCCCACCAAUGACAGCACUGUUCUAGUGUUCGAUGCCGAUCAUGUAGUUCAGGCGCAGCUGAUGGCAACUCACAACGACCACAACGAGCUCAGCCAGCUUGUUAAUGCCAUGGCAAAGCAUCGUGUUGCCAAGUCAGCGUUGCUUGUCCCUGUUCAUGGUGAGCUGUCGAACAUGACUACGAUUUAUAACAGCAUGGGAUAUGUAUUCCCCGAGUACAAGCCACUGGAUUUUGAGUACCUGAGUAAUAAUUGCACAGCCUGA